Molecule: messenger RNA, 1311 nt
Organism: Cotesia glomerata
Lineage: Eukaryota; Metazoa; Arthropoda; Insecta; Hymenoptera; Braconidae
Product: speckle-type POZ protein-like
Exons: 2
Coding region: 94-1068 (324 amino acids)
Biological process (GO): proteasome-mediated ubiquitin-dependent protein catabolic process; regulation of proteolysis
Cellular component (GO): cytoplasm
Molecular function (GO): ubiquitin protein ligase binding
Source: RefSeq, a predicted model, not a curated record
CAAAGUUAUCAACAAGUCAAAAGACAAAAGGUGGAAAAAGGGUAUACAUACUCAAAAAAAAACAAAAUUGUGUAUAAAUGGCAAGUGAAUAACAUGAUGUAUCGUUUAUCUCCAUUAUCUAGUGAUGUAGUUUUGAAUUCAUCAGUAUUCACUACAGGAUCAAAAAAAGCAGAUCAAUGGCACGUGAUACUUCAUUUUAAUAAUGGUACGCGUACCAAUUACGCACCAGACGUUUUAACAAUCUUUUUAAAAAAUUUGAAUAAGCAUAAUGUAAAAGCUCAAUAUUCUUUUUUUUUCUUGGAUAAAAAUCAAGUAAAACACUCUAUUUUUCAUUCUGAACAAGAAUUUAAAACUUCGCAAAAAGUAUGGGGCUCACAUUUAAGCAAGACAAUACUUUUGACCAAGCCCUGUGAAAUGAUGCCAAAUGAUACUUUAACGUUAUGCUCCGAAGUCAUUGUCACUGAUGAUAAAGUCACGGUUCCAAAUGUUCCUCUGAGCUCUUCAAAAAUCCAAAUAAUACAAGACUUGAAGGAGCUUUAUAACAACAGAGAAAGCGGCGAUGUCACGAUAAACAUUGAAAAUAAGCAAAUUAAAGCUCAUAAAGUUAUUCUAAUGGCUAGAAGUCCCGUAUUGGCUGCGAUGUUUACUCACGAUAUGUCUGAAAAGAAGUCUAAUGAAGUAUUCAUAACAGACAUCUCUUCUGAUACCUUUGAAAAAUUACUUCAAUAUAUUUACACUGAUCAAGUUUCAGACCUGGAUUCAAUUGCUGGCGAUCUGUUGGAAGCUGCUGACAAAUAUCAGCUGCAGUCGCUCAAAAAAAAGUGCGAAGAGUCGCUCUGCAAAAGUUUAAAGCCAGACAAUCUUAUCUCGAUGAUGAAUUUUGCUGAACGUCACAAUGCUGAGAAUAUGUUGAAAUAUGUCACUGAAUGCAUUGCACUUGAUGCUGAAAAUAUUAUCCAGAGUGAUGAAUUCAAAAAACUGGAAAAGUCGUCCAUGGGAUUUGGAUUGUUUAGAACACUCGUGACUUUGAAUGCUAACAAAGUUACUGAAAUUGUUUAUUCUUCUUGAAGGUGGAUGACUAUUUUAGUUGAUAUAUCUUUAGUAAAAAUGUUUAAUUUGUUCAAUAAUUAAGCUCCACUCAGAUAUAGACUUCUUCAACAGAACACUCUAAUAGUUUGUGUUUAGAGUUAAUUGCUGACUGUAAUAAUUAAUCUGUCUUUGACUCUGAAUCCUAUACUUUAUAUUUGUAAUUAUUAUUUUUUAAUUUUUCUCAUAAACUUUUUUUGUACAAUGCCGAUCAACGUUUGGUGU